Molecule: messenger RNA, 1794 nt
Organism: Oncorhynchus gorbuscha (pink salmon)
Lineage: Eukaryota; Metazoa; Chordata; Actinopteri; Salmoniformes; Salmonidae
Product: butyrophilin subfamily 3 member A1-like
Exons: 12
Coding region: 118-1419 (433 amino acids)
Molecular function (GO): protein binding
Source: RefSeq, a predicted model, not a curated record
GAUUAUAUGAUUUAUUCGGUCAAAGUCCACAUCCAAGACCAAAUGUAUCUACUGUGUGUAUGACCAACAGUAGUACCAUGAACACAACAGAGGCGGGCGAGAGAUAAACAGACCGUAAUGCAGCAGCCUAAUAACCACAGCAGCCGGUCUCCUAAGGACAGGAGCCUGGAGACUGUGGAGGCUACCCACUCAGCACCCUGGAAUAAACCACAACUCCUCAACAGCAAGGGGAGGGACUUUGAGAAAUGGGAUGCACACCAUUCAGAACCAUGGAACAAGCCUCGUCUCAACAACACCAAACCUGGCCUAGAACAUAUGCACACGUUCCAGGAGUGUCUACAGCUCAUUGAGGAACUAACCAAGGAGGUGAAGGACAUCAGUAAGCUUGCCAAGAGAAGAGGGGUGACGGGAGGAGAAGGUUCCACAGCAUCACCUAGCUUGGAGAGCAGCCGGAGUCUCAUUCUAUUGUGGGCCAAGGAGCUUGACCAGCUCCAGAAGACAUCCACACCAACAACAGAGAUUCAGAUGAUGAGAGGAAAGAGGGAUCCAGGCGGAGGAGAGAAAGACAAAAGUUUGGAGAAAGAGAAUCAGAGAAUAUUGGAAUGGGCAACAGAACUGAAAAACGUAUCAGAGGUGUGUGGGCUGUCAGACGAGGACCUGAAGCGUCUGUUGGGAACGCGGGGGGUCAAGGAGUCUAGGCUAACUGGCGUUCUGCCAUUGCUGGAAUUCAUUGCCUGGUCUCUACUGUCAAAUGACACUGAGGAGGACGUAUCAAAGCUGUGGUUGUCAACCAAACAGAGAGCAUGGAGAACUGGAAGCCAAAAGUACAUCCCUAAUUCUGUAUGGCAAUGGAUUCACAGUGCUUCAACCCAAGUGCGUCUGGAACCCCUCACCAGCCACCCCUGGCUGGCCUUCUCAGAUGACAACCUUGAAGUGUGGGAGGCCCCCCAGAGGCGCGACACCAUAAACUAUCCCCUCCGCUUCGACUCCUGGCCCUGCGUUCUGGGAUGCCAGGCCAUCAACACAGGAAGGCACUACUGGGGAGUAGAGGUAUCCCCCACAGGCAGCUGGAGACUGGGAUUGACAUCGGUAACUGCACCCCGGAAAGGUCGGUUCCCCAUGACCCCAGCAAAGGGCUACUGGACCCUGUGGAGGAGCGCCCAGAACAGCCUGUGGGCCUGUUGUGAUGACCCCCUGACCAAGCUACCUGUCUCAGCCCUGCCACACCUAGUAGGGGUCUACCUGGACUUUGAGGAGGGACAGGUUUCCUUCUAUGAUAUAGAGAAUAGGUCCCAUAUCUAUACGUUCACUGAUACGUUUAAGGAGAAGGUGGUUCCUGUGUUCGGCUGUCUCGACGGCGAAACGAAGAUCAGGAUUGUGCCACGGCCAAAGAUGCCAUCUGCAUCUGUUGUUAGAUAAAGCUGCAAUGUGUUUAAGAUUGAUUUGCUAUGCAAUGUUUUUGUAACUCAUUUUACAUCACCAGCCAGAAUAUGUCAGGCUUGUUUUGUUGUGGAAAAUCACUGCUUCUCUCGUGAGAGAGAUUAUAUUGAAUUACACCAAGCAUUUUCCUUUUUCACUGCACCUUUGUGUAAUGAUAUUACAAUUGGAACACAAUAAACAGAAAACUAUGACAGACUGUUUGUUUGUUCAUUUUAGAUACCAUCAUGAUCAAAGAUCCGGAACCGCAUUCUCUGUUAAUGUUUCCGUCUAUUUGUAUAAUUUUGCACGCCCAGUUUUUCAGUUUUUGAUUUGGUAAAAAAGUUUGAAAUAUCCAAUAAAUGUCAUUCCACUUCA